AUGUCAGGACCGAGGCCUGUGGUGCUGAGCGGCCCCUCUGGAGCAGGGAAGAGCACUCUGAUGAAGAGGUUGAUGAAGGACCACGAGGACGUCUUUGGAUUCAGUGUGUCACACACAACAAGAAACCCUCGACCAGGAGAGGAAGAUGGCAAAGGGCUGAACAAGCUCCCCAUGCUUCUGGGGGCUACUUUACUGCCCGUAGCAGACGUCUUUUCCUCUGAAGACUUAGAAAACUCAUUUUCGUGUCCAAACAAAUCAGAAACCACAGAUAAAGACUACCACUUCACAACGAGAGAGGCCAUGCAGGAGGGAAUUGACAAAGGAGAUUUCAUUGAGAAUGCUGAGUUUUCUGGCAACAUGUAUGGAACAAGUAAAGCUGCCAUAGAGGAUGUGCAGGCCCAGAACCUAAUCUGCAUUUUAGAUGUGGACAUCCAGGGGGUGAAGAGGAUUAAAGAGACUGACCUGAACCCCAUCUACAUCUCCAUCCAGCCUCCCUCCAUGGAGAUCCUGGAAAAACGUCUCAGGGACAGACAGACAGAAACAGAGGAGAGUUUACAGAAACGCCUGGAGGCCGCACGCAUCGAUAUGGAGCUCAGCAAGGAGCCUGGAGUGUUUGAUAUUGUUAUCAUUAAUGACGACCUAGAGCGAGCCUACGAGGAGCUGAAAGAUAUCCUCAGUGAAGAAAUCCAAAAAGUUCAGGAAGCCAAAUCGUAAGAGAAGAACGGUACCUCCUGUCUUUCUGCUGCUGGACAGAAGAUCCAAUGCUUGUGAC
Messenger RNA from Larimichthys crocea (large yellow croaker), 772 nucleotides. It is a transcript of the gene guk1b, whose product is annotated as guanylate kinase 1b. Gene Ontology annotation, molecular function: GMP kinase activity. The record is from RefSeq and is a predicted model, not a curated record. Gene Ontology annotation, cellular component: cytosol. The transcript is spliced from 8 exons. NCBI's taxonomy places the organism in Eukaryota, Metazoa, Chordata, Actinopteri, Sciaenidae. The coding region runs from base 1 to 714 and encodes 237 amino acids. Gene Ontology annotation, biological process: purine nucleotide metabolic process.